AUGACAGGGGAAACCACUCCAGAGGGUCCCGUCCCUGGGCAAGAGGAGACUCCAGCGGAGGCUGCCAUGAAGCCCAGCCUAGAGCCCUCUGGAGAAGGGGCAGCCUCGGAGGCCAGCCAGGAAGAGCAGGCUCCCAAGCCAGAGGAACCAGAGGUGCCAGAGGACCCAGCCCCGCAGGCACCUGUUGCAGAGGCCCCCGAAGCCCCUACGGCCCCCAAGGCUCCAGCAGCCUCUCAGCCGGCACCUCAGAAUGAAGAUAUCCCUAGUGCCCCGCUGCUGCUGGCCGUGGAGGAUGUGAGUGACAGCUCUGUGACCGUGAGCUGGGAGCCUCCCGAGACGCUUGGGAGACUGGGGAUCCGGGGCUACGUCCUGGAGCUCUGCCAAGUGGGAGCCUCUGAGUGGGUCCCUGUGAAUGCACGGCCCAUGAUGGUGACCCAACAGACGCUGCGGAACCUAGCAUUGGGUGAUGCCUUCUUCCUGCGUGUGAGUGCUGUGAGCUCCGCAGGUGCUGGCCCGCCUGCCACACUGGACCAACCCAUCCGCAUCCAGGCCACCAUCGAGCCCCCCAAGAUCCGUGUCCCCCGACACCUUCGUCAGACCUACAUCCGCCGCGUGGGAGAGUCAGUCAACUUGCAAAUCCCCUUCCAGGGGAACCCCAAGCCUCAGGCCUCAUGGACCCACAAUGGCCAUGCCCUGGACAGCCAGCGGGUGAGCGUACGCUCUGGGGACCAGGACUCCAUCCUCUUCAUCCGCUCGGCCCAGCGAGCAGACUCCGGCUGUUACGAGCUCACUGUGCGACUGGAGGGCCUGGAGGCCAAAGCCGCCAUCCACAUCCUGGUGAUCGAGAACCCUGGGCCCCCCAGCAGCAUCAAACUACUGGACGUCUGGGGUUGCAAUGCUGCCCUGGAGUGGUCACCACCCCAGGACACAGGCAACACAGAGCUUCUGGGCUACACUGUGCAGAAGGCGGACAAGAAGACAGGGCAAUGGUUCACGGUGCUGGAACGUUAUCACCCCACCACCUGCACCAUCUCCAACCUCAUCGUGGGCAACUCCUACUCCUUCCGGGUCUUCUCCGAGAACCUGUGUGGGCUCAGCGCCUCAGCCGCGGCCACCAAGGAGCUCGCCCACAUCCAGAAGGCAGAUAUUGUCGCCAAACCCAAAGGGUUUGUUGAGCGAGACUUCUUAGAGCCCCCCAAGUUCACACAGCCCCUGGCCGACCACACCUCCACUCCCGGCUACAGCACACAGCUCUUCUGCAGCGUCCGAGCGUCCCCCAAGCCCAAGAUCAUCUGGAUGAAAAAUAAGAUGGAUCUGCAGGGCGACCCCAAAUAUCGUGCAGUUUCUGAGCAGGGUGUCUGCACCCUGGAGAUUCGGAAGCCCAGUCCCUUUGACUCUGGGGUCUACACCUGCAAGGCUGUCAACAUGCUGGGGGAGGCAUCGGUGGACUGCCGGCUGGAGGUCAAAGGACUAAAGCUCUGGGAAAGUGACAAACCCUGCUUCCCUCUUCUGCUGACUUCCAGAAGCUCAUAG
Messenger RNA from Suncus etruscus (white-toothed pygmy shrew), 1533 nucleotides. RefSeq names its product myosin binding protein H (gene MYBPH). The transcript is spliced from 10 exons. Gene Ontology annotation, molecular function: protein binding. The coding region runs from base 1 to 1533 and encodes 510 amino acids. The record is from RefSeq and is a predicted model, not a curated record. Lineage: Eukaryota; Metazoa; Chordata; Mammalia; Eulipotyphla; Soricidae.